Molecule: messenger RNA, 1787 nt
Organism: Ostrea edulis (European flat oyster)
Lineage: Eukaryota; Metazoa; Mollusca; Bivalvia; Ostreida; Ostreidae
Exons: 2
Coding region: 457-1557 (366 amino acids)
Biological process (GO): protein targeting to membrane; peptidyl-L-cysteine S-palmitoylation
Cellular component (GO): Golgi apparatus; endoplasmic reticulum
Molecular function (GO): protein-cysteine S-palmitoyltransferase activity
Source: RefSeq, a predicted model, not a curated record
AAUAUAUAUGUGGAUGGAUUAUGUUUGAUUAAAUGGACCGGAUUUUAAAACAGUAUGGUUAAAUUAAAUACUCCACAACACACGAUCUGAUACCUGUUGAUUACAAGUUCAAGCACGUGUAAAAAUACCUUGGUGUCAGCUGUUUGUCUGGAGUUUCUAAUCUAUGUCCAACUAGUGCUUUGGCAAUAUAUGAUGGAACAUUGACACGAACGUAAGGUCAACAAAAACUUAAUUCCGAAGAAUCGCGAUACCACAACAGAAAGGUGAUCUUUCUGGGGGCCCUAAUUCUAGUGUUGACGGUGGGAUAUAUCUUGUAUAUCGCCGUGUUCAGAGGUUCUGAUCGAGUAAUUGUUUUUGGGUUUAACUCCUUCAAUCCGGUUUUUGUGCGAUGCUAUUACGAUAUGAACUGGUAAUUAAUUUGCUGGAAAACAUUAGUCAGCCUUUCAGUGCUUUUUAAUGUCAUACGUUAUUAAUAUUCAAGACGGAGAAGAAAUGGCUGCGAGGUGUCGGAUGGGCAACAACUCAACAAGACCAGCCAGUUCCCAGAAUGGUUCCACGCAUGGAUACCACAAAAAGACCUCGGACUCCGGACUCGGGAUAAUAUGGGAAAUUAUCAAUCCGUACUUUCUACAUCAAUGGAUGCCCUAUUUUUUGUUUGCAGAAAUAACGUUUAUGUAUUUUGUUGGUUGUUUCAUUGCGUUACCACAUCUGUACCCAGAAACGGCUUACGUUCAUCAAGUGGUAGGGACUUUUCUACUUUAUCAGAUUGUAGUCAACUGGUGGUUUUUACACAUUACAGAUUCUAGCUUUAAUUCUUCGGAACAUCCCAAAGAAAACCUUGCAAUUGGACCAUAUCCAUUCAAGGUUCCGGAGACUGUCCAAAACAACAAACUGACCCCCAUUAUAGAAGCCCACAUUACGGCAGCCCGAUACCCCUACUGGCAGUGGGCACCAUGUCUGUCCUGCCAGUGGUGGAGACCACCUCGCUGUCAUCACUGCAAACUCUGCGGAAAGUGCAUCCUUAAGAGAGAUCACCACUGCUUCUUCGCGCGCAACUGUAUAGGGCUUAAAAACUUGCGGUAUUUCAUCGUGUUCCUUUUCUAUGCGUGUAUCGUAACUGUUUUCACGAUUUACCAUGGGAUUACCUAUAUAGCGACAUUUUAUUGGUCUGAUAUGUCAUACCUGGACCUUGUCCCUCUACUUUCGUUUCUGAGGUCAACCCUUGGGUCAAACACAACGUUGACCUAUGUAGGAUUAAUUAUCAUUAUGGCGUAUGGACUCUUUGGAUUAGCAUUUUUGAGCUUUAUGCAUUUUAUAGACACGCGUGUUUCCAUUGUGAGAGGAAACACAGCGUUUGAAUUGGAGAAUAAAAUAGAUGUUCAAGAUCCCAGGGAAGUCACGGAGAAGCUCCAGUCCGUGUUUGGACCUCAUUGGCAGUAUGCCUUUAUAUUACCCACCCCUUAUUUCCUCAGUCCAUCCAUCGAAGACCCAUACAACUGGAGCUUCCUGAUUCCGCCCAAAAAGAGGAAGCCUGUGAUUCAGUUAUUGGAUCCAUAACACAACGCCCAUUUAUGUAUGGACGCUAUAAUUUGCUCAAAAGAAACAAACUUAUUCACAUCAGAAGAUAUACCAAAGUUUGUGAUUUUUCUACAAAAAUCACAACGUUCAAAUUACUGUAUUUAUUGUAUUUUGCGGUGGUCGAUAUAAGUUUUCGAUAAAAUGCAUUUUAUUGAUGUUUGAUAGUUCAAUUUUAUUUACCCUUGUUUUACAAUAAAAUUGAAAAAUGA